This is a messenger RNA of Zootoca vivipara (common lizard), 3328 nucleotides long. It is a transcript of the gene INSYN2A, whose product is annotated as inhibitory synaptic factor 2A. The record is from RefSeq and is a predicted model, not a curated record. Gene Ontology annotation, biological process: inhibitory postsynaptic potential. Gene Ontology annotation, cellular component: postsynaptic density. Lineage: Eukaryota; Metazoa; Chordata; Lepidosauria; Squamata; Lacertidae.
UGCUCUUACAAGAGUGGAUCGUUGCUCUGCAAGCUUGCAGAAGUGAGCCGGGAGAGAUGCAUCAUCGCAAAGGAACUGCACAGACCUUUACUUAUUUGUAAGGAAGCGUAGGAAAAGGUGAGUGGCAAGAUGGCUAAAGGAGCUGAUAAUGAGAUGUGGAAUCUUUCCUCUCCAGCCUCACAAUCCCUUAACAGUGAUGGAACCAUGGAGAGUAAGGAACCCAGCAAGUGCUUGCUUACAGCCUCUGAAAGUGAAGUUGAUCCAGCAACAUCCCUUGCCUUAGAGAUGAAAUACGCACUGGAUCCCAACCGGCAGAUCAAGAAAAGAAACAAAGCCCUGCAGGUGAGAUUCAAAGACAUCUGUGAUGCCCAAAACGAGCAGAGAGAUAAACAGCUCUCUACAUUACAGCAGUGUGACAAAAAGGAAGCAAAGCCCAUCUCUUACAGAGCAGCUUACCGGAAAUAUAUGACAGUGCCUGCUCGGAGAUCAAUCCCUAACGUUACUAAAAGUACAGGAGUUCAGACUUCGCCUGAACUUAAAAAGUGUUACCAGACGUUCCCCUUGGACCGGAAAAAGGGGAGUAUCAUCAAAAGCAUAGCUUCUGUUGACACUUUUCCGAGUCAAAACAAUGGAUUCCUAAUAGAUGUUAAAGAUAAAGACAGCAAAAUCUCAGGGGAGGCUGCUCAGUGUAGCAAGAAAGUCACUGGAUUUGUGACAGCUGAGUUUAUUUCACAUACUAAUGAACGCAUGAAUGCAAUAGAGCAGCCUUCUAGUGACAACUGUUCGGAGACAUGUAGAAGCACUGAUUUGCACAGCUGUACUAAAGAACCUCCUUCUCUUCAAAAUUCAGCAGCUUCUGUUUUAGAAGAGCCUGAUUACCAGCUGCAUGACAAAGCAAAACACCACAGUGGGCCGUUGGGGAACGAGGAGGCUAAUCCAUCCACCCAUGGAAAAGUGUUCAAGACAGAAGUAGCUUCUGUCUACUUGCCUGCAUCCAGUUCUCACGUCUCACUGACGGACCUGCAAAAAUCUGCAGCAGGGAAUGACUGGUCUCUGUGCCCGACCGAGGAGGACAGAAAAAGAACAGUGCAUCUUAAUGGUCUGCAAUCACAAGCCGUAAGUGCAGCUCAGGCCUGUUCGACGCAGGCACAGUGCCAAUCAACCGAAUGUAAUGAACAGACCCUUCAGAUACAUGUUUCACCUAUGGAAGGAAAACAGCCUUGUCAGACAGCAGUUGCUGUGAGUGAAGGAUGCCAACAAAUUGUGCCUCACACAGAAGUGGUAGACUUGAAAGCACAGCUACAGAUGAUGGAGAACUUGAUCAGCUCAAGCCAAGAAACCAUAAAGGUCUUGUUGGGUGUUAUUCAGGAGCUGGAAAAAGGAGAAGCUCAUAGAGAAGGAUAUUGUUCCAUGGGGAAAAACCUUUUGUCGAAAUCGGACCUUGACUAUGUAAUGAAAGCUUCUUCUCAUUUGUUGAGACUUGAUCCAUUAAAGCUUUCAUAUCGGACUGGUCAAGACACAUCUAACUGUGACACAUGCAGGAACAGUGCAUGUAUAAUCUAUAGUGUGGAAUUAGAUUUUAAGCAGCAAGAAGACAAACUACAGCCAGUUCUGAGAAAACUUCAUCCUAUUGAGGAAACUCAGGUCGCACCUUUGCCUUAUUCCCAGGAGAGUUACUCCUCAACUCCCAAGCAAAAAUCCAAAACUGAAUCAAAAAAGCACGGAAGAUGGAAACUCUGGUUUCUUUAACUAACUCCGUAAUAUAUGGAAUUUUAAGGCCUUCUUCAAAAAAACAAACACAUCCACACGCAAAGUUGUGGAAUUUUUAAAAAAGGGAUCUUGGUAAUCUGAGCAGGUGACUGUCAGCAAGUGUUAUUCUGUUCUCACCAUAUGUACCAAAAAGGCCUUUGUACCUAUGAACUAACUUUCAGGAGCAAGGCGUUAAAUCACACCUUGCCAACUUUGUAUUCAAAUUUCACCAGUGUGGGAUGUAAAAGAAUUUUAAAAACCAGGAUAGAAAUUUAUGUUAGAAACUUAAAACUACUCUCCCCCAAGUCCCUUAACCCACAAUCAAUUUUUAAAGAAACAUUUUAAUGUCAAACUGCCAUCUUGCUCGCAUCUGAGUAUAUCAAUUCAAGUAAGAUUUGUUUUGUUUUGUUUUUGUGAAGGCAAAGAGCAAGCCUUUUGGUUCCAAAGGCCUUCAUUGUACAUCUAAUUUUCCAAAUAUGCUGGGGUUGGGUAGUGCCAUUUUCAGCACAUAAAAUCCUGAGGAAAGCACAAUAUUUUCAAAUGGUCUGAGACCAUGAAUUAUCUUUAAGAUGUGACUAUGUGUAAACUUGCCUUUAUGUGCUGUAGCAUUAAGCCAAGUGAUUGCAUCUCAGUUAAAUGCUGGCACCUUUUAUUUAGUGUCAUUUUCAUUGCCAGACCUACUGCUCACUUUAUAUGGGGAGCAAUGAAAAGCCACCCAAAGUCAGGACAUGCCUUUAAUCACUGAAAAGUUGACAGGGUCAAAGCUAGGGGCUCUAAGCUCUCUUAGAUAUCAUUUUUAAACUGUUGGUACCCAACAGCUAAAAUUAUAUAUUCUUGGCACUAUAUUUUGGGAGGCAGGGGGAGAAGAGGUGGAUAACAUUAAAGUAACAGAUCAUUGGCAGCUGCCACAAUUUAAUACUCUUUUGUAAUUCAGUCUUGAAAAACACUAUACACUAUUGACACACUGUGCCAGAAAUUUUAUAAUGUGUUGUGCUUUUUAAAAGUUCACAAGAGCCUGGCAAUUUUAUUUAGUUGCGCAUUCAAGAAAAACAGCCAACCAUCCUGACCUCCAUAUUUCGUUCAGUAUUAACAGAUCAAAACCUUGAAUGAAAAUGUGUAAACAUACAACUUUAACAUUUAAAAUUCACCCUCAUCUGCAAACCUUGGGCAUGAGCCAUCCACUUUCUUUAUUACCCACAAAUUUCAAGAGGAGGAAGCUGAAAACUAAAUUUUCACCAAUAUCAAUACAAUAAGGAAGUUCUUAAAUUUGGUUUGUGUUGUAUCCUGAAUUUUACCCAUAUUUUUAAAUCAUACCUCAAGAGGAAAGAAGUAUGUUAUAAUGACUUUCCUUGUAAACUUUAGGAUUAAGUCAGAAUUCUCAGAUCCUUUAUAAUUUUCAACAGGGUACAUGCAAGGUAUUAGGUAUUAUGUCUUGAACAGGCAUUUUUUCAGUACUGGAAAGCAACAAAAAUGGGAAAUAAUUUUACUGAUAGAAUUCCACACAAAAAAGGAGAAACAAGUGUUCCACUUACUUCAAUCUCAAAGUCAUUAUUUAAAUAUUGCCAAUUUUACAUGGAUU